GAGAGCGAGACGAGUGUGAAGGGGAGGACCGGUGCGAAGCAGGCGCCCGCGAGGCUCCGCUCGCCCACCGCCCAGCCCUUCCUCUCGCCCCCUGCUUCUCUCUCUGCCCGUACCUUUCCCCGAAAACCGCCUAUUUAGCCAAAGGGAGGAAGUAAGGGGAACCCUCUCCCCUCCCCUUCCAAAAAACCAAAACUUUUCCCAGUCCGGAGAAAGUGUGGGGGCGAGUGGCGGCCCGGCUGGCCAUGGAGCUCCUGUGCUGCGAGGUGGACCCGGUCCGCAGAGCCGUGCGGGACCGCAACCUGCUCUACGACGACCGCGUCCUGCAGAACCUGCUCACCAUCGAGGAGCGCUACCUGCCGCAGUGCUCCUACUUCAAGUGCGUGCAGAAGGACAUCCAGCCCUACAUGCGCAGGAUGGUGGCCACCUGGAUGCUGGAGGUCUGUGAGGAACAGAAGUGUGAAGAGGAGGUCUUCCCUUUGGCCAUGAAUUACCUGGACCGUUUCUUGGCUGGGGUCCCAACUCCCAAGACCCAUCUUCAGCUCCUGGGUGCUGUCUGCAUGUUCUUGGCCUCCAAGCUGAAAGAGACCAUCCCGCUGACCGCUGAGAAGUUGUGCAUUUACACCGACAACUCCAUCAAGCCUCAGGAGCUGCUGGAGUGGGAACUGGUGGUCUUGGGAAAGUUGAAGUGGAACCUGGCAGCUGUCACUCCUCAUGACUUCAUCGAGCACAUCCUUCGCAAGCUGCCCCCGCAGAGGGAGAAGUUGUCUUUGAUCCGCAAACAUGCGCAGACCUUCAUUGCUCUGUGUGCCACCGACUUUAAGUUUGCCAUGUACCCGCCGUCAAUGAUAGCAACUGGAAGCGUGGGCGCGGCCAUCUGCGGGCUCCAGCAUGAUGAGGAAGUGAGCUCGCUCACCUGCGAUGCCCUGACCGAGCUGCUGGCCAAGAUCACCAACACCGAUGUGGAUUGCCUCAAAGCCUGCCAGGAGCAGAUCGAGGCACUGCUGCUCAACAGUCUGCAACAGUACCGUCAGGACCAGCGUGAUGGGUCCAAGUCGGAGGAUGAACUGGACCAAGCCAGCAGCACCCCUACAGAUGUGCGGGAUAUUGACCUGUGAGGACACCGGUCGGGCCCAGCAAGAGAGGCGCGUUUGUCAUCUGUCCUCUCCUUCUCUCUGGUUAUGUUUUGUUCUUUGUGUUUUAGGAUGAAGCUUAAAAAAGAAAAAAAAAAAAAUCUGCCCCCACCUAGAUCAUAUUUAAAGAUCUUUUAGAAGUGAGAGAAAAAGAUCCUAUAAAAACGGAAUAAUUAAAAGCAUU
Molecule: messenger RNA, 1314 nt
Organism: Cynocephalus volans (Philippine flying lemur)
Lineage: Eukaryota; Metazoa; Chordata; Mammalia; Dermoptera; Cynocephalidae
Gene: CCND2
Product: cyclin D2
Exons: 5
Coding region: 243-1115 (290 amino acids)
Biological process (GO): regulation of cyclin-dependent protein serine/threonine kinase activity; mitotic cell cycle phase transition
Cellular component (GO): cyclin-dependent protein kinase holoenzyme complex; nucleus; cytoplasm
Molecular function (GO): cyclin-dependent protein serine/threonine kinase regulator activity
Source: RefSeq, a predicted model, not a curated record